AUGGCGCCUCCGAGAGCCCCUCGAGGCAUGACAUCGCAGCCAACGCGCGAAGGUCGCAACUCCACGCUGGGUGCCAAGACCUCGCGCGGCGGCGGAAUUCAGAAGCGCAAAGGUGGCAGAACCCAAACCGACAGAGAUGGGGAUCUCGACAUGGGAAGUGGCGCUGGAGGAAGCGGCACACGCCGUCCAAACACCAGAGGGGCGCCAGCCGAUUCCAACAACUCGAGACCUCAGCGAUCGACAAGAUCCAGCGGUCCCCCCACGAAGCCUGGCUCGAAAGUACACCAAGCGAUUGCUCGACACUUGGACACUGGCGAUGGAAAUGACUUGGUGACGAGAAGGAAGCCGCAGGGUGCUGGCCUUGUCUGGCUGAGCGUCAAGGGUCUGAAGGAGAGCAAAGCUGCGAGCAAUGACGACGGUGGACUGCGGGAUCUGCUGAUGUUUCUGGAGCGGAAAGCCACGACUCUAUCCGGUCGCAAUAAAACGGUGCACAUUAAGAAGUCAAGUAUGAGAGGGGACUUGGUCAAUGUUGCGGCAAGCAAGGAAGAUGCGGAAGAAAUCCUGAAAGUCAACACUUUCACUUUUGCCGGAACUCAGUUGGAGAUCACCGAUAGUGACGGAUCAAUGGCCAAGGCAAACGAAGCAUCUGCUGCCGCACAGGAGACAAAACAAAAACUUCAAGGCAUCAUGUCACUCCGUUAUGAUAUGGAGAACAAGCUUCUGCGACUUGACGCUCUGAAUCAAGAUGAAGGCCUGAUCCAAAUGGGAAUGUUGGAAUCCAAGGAUAGGGCCGAGAAGCUCUUCAAGGUCAUGAUGAGGAUCUGCGAUGAGCUAUUCAAAACAGCACAAGCAAAGAUUGAUGCAAUCCACAGCAUCAGCCUAGCCAACAACAACAUUGACACAGUCGCCCAAGUCGAAGACAUGGCGGAUACCUUCCCUGAUCUUAAGAAUCUUGAUCUCAGCGGGAACCAAAUUGACAACGUCGCGGGUCUGUCAAGAUGGAGACAAAAACUUAAGAAGCUCGAGACUUUGUAUCUGACAGGCAACCCCAUUCCGAUUGCGGAUCCCAAAGUUGUGCUUGAGUUGUUGCACUUUUUCCCCAAGUUGCAAGUUCUGAACGGUGAGCAAUUGACACCGGAACGAAUUGCGGAACUCAAGGCUGCGGGCCGCCCGAAACCGAUCCCUCAACGGGGCCCUGAUUUCCGCGAUGCCAACGGCAUUGGAGAAGCAUUCCUUCUGGAAUUCUUCCUCGGGUUCGACACCGACCGCACCGCACUACUGGCCAAGUAUUACGACGACAACAGCCAGUUCUCUCUGGCGGUUGACACGCAUUCUGUUCGAGACGAGAACCUGCCACAGCCGAUGCCCUGGUCGUCCUACAUCAAGCAGUCUCGAAAUCUGAUGAAGAUCACAACCCCGGCCGCUCGAGCUGCCAGGUUGAUCACGGGAAGAGAGGCAAUUUGGACGUUGUGGAACGACCUUCCGAAGACGCAGCACCCAGACAUCAAGGCAGAAAUCAGCAAAUACAUCAUGGACUGCCAUCUCCUGCCCGGCCUCGCCGACCCUUCGGGCCAAACCCAGGGCGGGGUGGACGGCAUGAUCAUCUCAGUACAUGGUCAAUUCGAGGAGUGCGACAAAGCUGGCAAGACGGGACUCAGAAGCUUCUCGCGCACAUUUGUCCUGGGACCCGGACGCCCCAACACUAACCCAAUUCGCGUCGUCAGCGACAUGCUCUCCCUGAGAGCCUUCAACCCUCUCCCGAAUGUUUUUGUCGCUGAAGCCCAAGCUCCGGCCCCAUCCGCACAGGAACAAGAACAACGGCAGGCCAUGAUUGUCGAACUUUCGAAGCAGACAAAGAUGACGCCCACCUACUCGGAAAUGUGUCUGUCCGAUGUCGCGUGGGACUUUACUCGGGCCUUGGCAGUAUUCCACGAGAAAAAGGCUCAAUUACCAGCAGAAGCAUUCGCCAGUGUUUAG
Colletotrichum orchidophilum is the source of this 1977-nucleotide messenger RNA. Its product is annotated as TAP domain-containing protein. The transcript is spliced from 3 exons. Gene Ontology annotation, biological process: poly(A)+ mRNA export from nucleus. The record is from RefSeq and is a predicted model, not a curated record. Gene Ontology annotation, cellular component: nucleus. The coding region runs from base 1 to 1977 and encodes 658 amino acids. Gene Ontology annotation, molecular function: RNA binding; protein binding. Lineage: Eukaryota; Fungi; Ascomycota; Sordariomycetes; Glomerellales; Glomerellaceae.